CUUUAUUAACAUAUUUCUUUGUAGGGCCUGCACUAGACAACGCAUGCUGAGUGGGUCCUUUGAGGGGCAGCCUGCAAAGGAAAGGUCAAUACUUAGUGUCCAGCAUCACAUACGACAAGAACGCAGAUCGCUAAGACAUGGUUCCAACAGCCAGCGAAUCAGUAGAGGAAAAUCUCUUGAAACCUUGACUCAAGAUCACUCCAACACCGUGAGAUACAGAAAUGCACAGAGAGAAGACAGUGAGAUAAAAAUGAUCCAAGAAAAAAAAGAACAAGCUGAAAUGAAAAGGAAAGUCCAAGAGGAGGAGCUGAGAGAGAAUCACCCAUAUUUUGACAAACCACUUUUCAUAGUUGGUCGUGAGCACAGGUUCAGGAAUUUCUGCAGAGUGGUUGUAAGAGCUCGCUUUAAUGCUUCUAAAACAGAUCCUGUUACUGGAGCUGUGAAAAAUACCAAAUACCAUCAGCUUUAUGACCUACUGGGUUUGGUUACCUACCUGGACUGGGUCAUGAUCAUUGUUACUAUAUGCUCCUGCAUUUCCAUGAUGUUUGAAUCCCCUUUUAGAAGAGUUAUGCAUGCUCCAACACUCCAGAUUGCUGAAUACGUUUUUGUAAUAUUCAUGAGCAUUGAGCUUAAUCUGAAGAUUAUGGCAGAUGGCCUGUUUUUUACACCAACAGCUGUCAUUAGAGAUUUUGGAGGAGUUAUGGACAUAUUUAUAUAUCUUGUAAGUUUGAUAUUCCUGUGCUGGAUGCCUCAGAAUGUCCCUGCCAAAUCUGGAGCUCAGCUCUUAAUGGUGCUUCGCUGCCUCCGACCUCUUCGAAUAUUCAAAUUGGUUCCUCAGAUGAGGAAAGUUGUACGAGAGCUGUUUAGUGGCUUUAAGGAAAUCUUUUUGGUUUCUAUUCUUUUGCUGACAUUAAUGCUUGUUUUUGCAAGCUUUGGAGUGCAGCUAUUUGCUGGAAAACUGGCUAAAUGCAACGAUCCUCACAUCAUCUCUAGGGAAGAUUGUCAUGGCAUCUUCAGAAUAAAUGUUAGUGUUUCCAAAAAUCUCAAUUUAAAGCUAAGACCCGGAGAGAAAAAGCCUGGAUUUUGGGUGCCACGAGUCUGGGCAAAUCCUCGGAAUUUUAAUUUUGAUAAUGUGGGAAAUGCAAUGCUGGCACUAUUUGAAGUUCUUUCAUUAAAAGGAUGGGUGGAAGUCAGAGAUGUUAUUAUUCAUCGUGUUGGGCCGAUCCAUGGAAUCUAUAUUCAUGUGUUUGUAUUCCUUGGCUGCAUGAUUGGACUGACUCUUUUCGUUGGAGUUGUCAUUGCUAAUUUCAAUGAAAAUAAGGGGACUGCUUUACUGACUGUAGAUCAGAGACGAUGGGAAGAUCUGAAAAGCAGACUGAAGAUAGCACAACCUCUUCAUCUCCCACCUCGUCCAGAUAAUGAUGGCUUUAGAGCUAAGAUGUAUGAUAUAACUCAACAUCCAUUUUUUAAGAGAACUAUCGCUGUACUUGUUCUGGCCCAGUCUGUGUUGUUAUCAGUUAAGUGGGAUGCUGCAGAUCCAGUGACUGUUCCUUUAGCAACAAUGUCUGUUGUUUUCACCUUCAUUUUUGUCCUUGAGGUCACAAUGAAGAUUAUUGCCAUGUCACCUUCUGGCUUCUGGCAAAGCAGAAGAAAUCGAUAUGAUCUCUUAGUGACAUCUCUUGGAGUUAUAUGGGUGAUACUUCACUUUGCCUUGCUGAAUGCAUACACAUACAUGAUGGGGGCAUGUGUAAUUGUCUUCAGAUUUUUCUCUAUUUGUGGAAAGCAUGUUACACUAAAAAUGCUGCUCCUGACUGUGGUUGUCAGCAUGUACAAGAGUUUCUUCAUCAUAGUGGGAAUGUUCUUACUGCUUCUUUGUUACGCUUUUGCUGGAGUAGUUUUAUUUGGUACGGUGAAAUAUGGAGAGAACAUUAAUAGACAUGCAAAUUUCUCAUCAGCUGGUAAGGCUAUUACUGUACUCUUCAGAAUAGUUACCGGAGAAGACUGGAACAAAAUUAUGCAUGACUGCAUGGUUCAGCCUCCAUUUUGUACACCAGAUAACAGCACCUACUGGAAAACAGACUGUGGAAAUUAUGCUGGUGCUCUUAUGUAUUUCUGUUCAUUUUAUGUCAUCAUUGCGUAUAUCAUGCUGAAUUUGCUUGUUGCUAUCAUUGUGGAGAAUUUCUCAUUGUUUUACUCAACUGAAGAAGACCAACUUUUAAGUUAUAAUGAUCUUAGGCAUUUUCAAAUUAUUUGGAAUAUGGUUGAUGACAAGAGAGAGGGAGUAAUUCCUACCUUCCGAGUCAAAUUUUUGCUGAGGCUUCUGCGUGGCAGGCUGGAGGUAGAUCUUGACAAGGACAAGCUGUUGUUCAAGCACAUGUGCUACGAAAUGGAACGGCUCCAUAAUGGCGGUGAUGUCACUUUCCAUGAUGUGCUGAGCAUGCUUUCUUAUAGGUCUGUAGAUAUUAGAAAAAGUCUUCAACUGGAAGAACUGCUUGCCAGGGAACAACUAGAAUAUACAAUAGAAGAGGAGGUAGCCAAACAGACCAUACGCAUGUGGCUGAAGAAGUGCUUAAAGAGAAUCAGAGCAAAACAACAGCAAUCGUGCAGCAUUAUUCAUAGUCUACGAGAGAGUCAACAGCAGGAGUUGAGCCGAUUUCUGAAUCCUCCCAGCAUUGAGACAACGCAGCCAAGUGAAGAUAUGAAUGCUAUUAAUCAAGAUAACAGUGCACAGCCGGAGACAAGUAGCCAGCAGCAGCUCCUUAGCCCAACACUUUCUGACAGAGGGGGCUAUCGACAAGACACUGCAGAUGCUGGGAAACCUCAAUGGAAAAUUCGGCCACGGUGUUUGCCAUCAUCCCCCAAACCAAGAAGCCAUCCCGGGUCUUCAGUCAACCUGCGCUCUGGUGGAUGUUUAACAGUGAAAUCUAUUGGAUGCAAAAUGAAUCCCAUGUCUGAUGCUGCUUCUUGUGGAUCUGAAGUCAAGAAAUGGUGGACAAGACAAUUAACUGUGGAGAGUGAUGAAAGUGGGGAGGACCUUCUUGACAUUUGAAAGAGACUUGAGUCAUAUUGCAACAGCAUCCACUUCAAAUACAAUCUAAUUUUCUAUGUUUAGAAUCAAACACGCUGUAAGUGAUGUAUGAUUUAUUUAAAAUCAUUAUCAUAACAUUUUUCAAAUGCUUAUCCUACUGCCGUAUGAAACAUAGCACAUACUUAUACAUUAAAAUUCACCUCUAUAGGUAUAACUGUACUUUAGGAAACCUAUAUACAAUAGCAGUACAAAUAAAGCCAGAGAGACUGUAUUGCCUUUAGCAGAGACAGAACUUCUAUAGGUUCUAUAGGUUCUAUAGGUAUAUAAUGAAAAUGCAUUUUGAUAUACACAUAUCUGUUUUUCUUCAACCUAUGCUAUGCUUUAAAAUGGCGACACUUUACAAUACAGGGGUAAUGUAUUUCUUCUUUCCGUGUUAUCCUUCAGUUCUUAUUUAUUAAGAUUUCUUUAGAAGAAUUUUAUUAUUCACAAACGACCUGAAGAGGUCAGCACUGACUUCAUGUUCAAGGGAAGUAUUUUUACAGAGUACAGAUUCUGAAUUACAAAUCUAAGCUUUUUUCUGGACAUUUUUUUAAAAUAUGCAAGAUACAGGUUAACUCACUUCAAAAUCAGAAGGUGAAGGAUUGGAUUUAAAAUGUAAAUAUCUUUGUGUUUUUGUUAAUUAUGCAAAAAGCUUGAUUUUCAUACAGGAAAAGAAAAAAAAGACAUGAAAACUGUGCAUUGAACCAUCCAGCAAAAGACUUCCAUAUGACAAAUGCGGUUAAUGUUUCAUUUUCAGAUUAGUUACAUAUAUGUAUGGCGUCAUUAUUCUCCUGUUAGCUGGAUCCCAUUUCCUUGUGUAGUCAUAAGAUAACUUUGUUUUUGUCUGUGCAAUAAAAGUUAGCAACUUGGGAGUUCUCAUUAAAGAGCAGUAUUGUAUGGCUUUUCAAAUACAGUUCAAUUUUGCCUGUAUAGGUAGAAGUGAAUUUUACUUGCCCAGGAUACUACUCAUGGUACAGCCCUGCACUGCUAAAACAUGACAUGAUACUGUGGUUAAGUAUCUUUCUCCUUUUUACCCUGAUACAUCGCAUUCUUACAUGUUAGCAUUCUAUUUUAUGAAGCAACAAUAGCGCUAAAUUACCACUGGUGAAAAAAGCAGCUGUCCUUUUUGUAAGUUUUUCUGGUGAAAGGCCAAUGCUAUAGAGAUAGGGAGGCAGAGAAACAACACGAUGCAGCAAAGCAGUGUUGCACACAGUUUGUCACAUUCAGAAUUUAGGCUGUCUGAAAAACGUGGGCUGAAAAUUUGCCCUUCCCUCAGGGAAGAACUGAGAGGUAGCAGAUUUUAUAGCUCGGCCACUGACUAGGUUUUUUAGCAUACCUGGGACCUUUCUGUUACCAUUGUUUCCUAUGGAAAUGAUAGGUUGCUCUACCACGGACUGAUGUGAGAUCUUGUACGAGGCUCACAGCUGACAUUUAUCACCACUUAAAAUACAUAUCCUUUAAAAAGCUGACAAAACCCAGUGCUUUGUAAUGUUUUCUGGCCAAAAUAUUAAUAUCGGGUGGUCAGAAUUCAGAACUGUUUUCACAGAUGCCUUCUCCAUAAAUGCAAAAUUAGUUUUGGCCAUAAAAUGCAGUUUCCUUGGCAUCUGUUAGUGUUUUGUUCUCUGUGUAUUGUUUAACAUUGUUUAGAUUUUUUCAAAAAUGUCAUAUUGAGCACAUCUGUAUUUUGUGGUUUCUUUAUUUGCUUUGGAGUAUAGUUAAGUUUAAAUCUAGUCAACUCUGUCUAUAAUCUAUGUAACCGAAUCUGUGCAUUCCCUUGUUUACAGGCUAGAUUAUGAACCAUCAGCAAAACCUCACAUGCAAAUCCAUCAUUUUGUGUUCUGUUCUGUGCUUAAGUUCGGCUUUUGUAUAUGUGAAAAGAAAAUAAUAUUGGAUUUAUAAGACAGUAUCUUUGAAACUUCAAUAAUAUAUUGAACUGCAGAUCUUUAUGAAUCAUUCUUGCUGCAUAUCUUCUUUUUAAAAAACCUGGCAGACAUUUUUUUCUUUGCCUUACAGCACUCUGUCAAUAAAAGUGAGUUGCU
Molecule: messenger RNA, 5106 nt
Organism: Meleagris gallopavo (turkey)
Lineage: Eukaryota; Metazoa; Chordata; Aves; Galliformes; Phasianidae
Source: RefSeq, a predicted model, not a curated record